CAUCGGCAGGCGGGUUCUUGACCAGUACACCACCAGGGAAGCCCGUGACCCACCACACUCUUGACCGAACAAGAUCGCCUCGGUUUUGGCUUGGCUGUCCCUGUGAGUGACACUUACUCAUAGGCUCUUCUCUGGCAAGUCAGCUGUGUAAAGCUGGCAACCAGCUGGCCAUUUGUCACUUGCUUGAGUGUGACCGUGGACCCAGCUGGCUAAUGACUUUGAAGCACUUAGACUGUGUUGUUAGACUAUUUUCCAGGGUCUUGGGUUUGCUUCCAUUUACCUCAGUGACAUAUUAGUGGAAAAAACGUGCUUGUGGAUUGGAAAAUACUAGUCUGUAUAGCCCCUGUUGGUUCCCAAAGUUAUUCCAUAUAUGUAUAGCGUUUGAGCCCACACCAACUUCAGGAAGCAGGGGUGGUCAGUUAGGGCCACUGUGCCAGGCCAUGGGAGGCACUGCUUGUCCCUGGGUCAGAGUGAGGGCUCACUGAGAGGUCCGGGCCCCUGUGCCAUGCUGGCCUUGGCUGGGAUGAGGAUGUGCCAUCCAUCAGCCCCAACACACAGCUGCUUCCCUGAAGGAAGCCAUAAUUCCCCCAUCAUCCCUUCAUCCUGCAAGGGUGGUUCCUAUUUCUACCUUUGACAGAAUCAAUUCCUUGAGGAGGAAUCUGCUGACAGGUCCUGCUUGGAGAAAACUGGAUUUGACCUGCAGGAUUUCAAAUGUCAUGACCAGAGGGUUGAUGGGGCUGCUGUUAAAGGAAUCCACGACAGACGUCUGCGUGGACUCUGUUUCACUGAGACCUUCGAUCCGAUUUCAAGGAAGUCAGGGGCACAUCUCCAUCCCCCAGCCUGACUGCCCCACGGAGCCGCGGACGUUCUCCUUCUACCUCUCCAACAUCGGCCGUGACAGCCCCCAGGGCAGCUUUGACUGCAUCCAGCAGUACGUCUCCAGCCAUGGGGAUGUCCACCUGGACUGCCUGGGCAGCAUCCAGGACAAAAUCACGGUGUGUGCCACCGAUGACUCCUACCAGAAAGCGCGGCAGAGCCUGGCACAGGCUGAGGAGGAGACGCGGAGUCGAGGCGCCAUCGUCAUCAAGCCCGGAGGCCGUUACCUGGGCAAAAAGGUUCAGUUUCGGAAACCGGCCCCGGGGGCAGUGGAUGCUGUGCCCUCCCGGAAGCGGGCGACCCCCAUCAACCUGGCAAGCGCCAUCAAGAAGACCAGCGCUGGCAGCGUUAGCGGGGGCAGCGGGGUGUCUCAGAGGCCCUUCCGUGAUCGGGUGCUGCACCUCCUGGCGCUGAGGCCCUACCGGAAGGCCGAGCUGCUGCUGAGGCUGCAGAAGGACGGCCUGGCCCAGGCGGACAAGGACGCACUGGACGGCCUCCUCCAGCAGGUAGCCAACGUGAAUGCCAAGGAUGGCACGUGCACGCUGAAGGACUGUGUGUACAAGGAUGUGCAGAAGGACUGGCCCGGCUACUCGGAGGGGGACCAGAAGUUGCUGAAGCGGAUGCUCAUCCGGAAGUUGUGCCAGCCACAGAGCUCAGGCGGCCUCCCUGGGGACCUUGCGGCCAACAGUCCUCCAGGCGAGCAUGGGAGCUCAGCCUCACCCCCUCAGAAACGGCCACAGCCUCCUGAUUUCAUCGACCCUCUGGCCAACAAGAAACCCAGGAUAUCGCACUUCACCCAGAGAGGUCAGCCUGCAGUCAACGGGAAAUUGAGUGUGCCCCACGGCCGUGAGGCGCUGCUUCCCACCCCGGGCCCGCUGGCUGGUACAGACGCCCACCUGCCCCUGCGGCUGGAGCCACCACGGGCCCACGACCCCCUGGCCGACGUCAGCAACGACCUGGGCCACAGCGGCCGGGAUUGCGAGCGUGGGGAAGUGGCCGCCCCGGCACCUACUGAGUGCCUCAGCCUGCCCCUGCUGACGGACUGUGCCCAGCCCAGCAGGCCCCAUGGCACCUCCUUGCACGGCAAGUCCAAGAAGAAAUCCAAGAAACACAAAGACAAGGAGAGGGCGGCUGAGGACAGGCACCGGCCCCGGCCGCCAGACCAGAUGUCGGGCCCCCUUGGAGCCCCACCAGUCGCCCCGGGUUUAAAUGGGACCUGCAGCAGCUCAAGUGUUCCCACGUCGACCUCGGAGACUCCCGACUACUUGCUAAAAUACGCCACUAUCUCCUCCUCGGAGCAGCGCCAGAGCUACAAAAACGACUUCAAUGCUGAGUAUAGCGAGUACCGAGACCUGCACGCCCGCAUCGAGCAGAUCACGCGGCGCUUCACGCAGCUCGAUGCCCAGCUCCGGCAGCUCUCCCAGGGCUCCGAGGAGUACGAGACUACUCGUGGGCAGAUUUUACAGGAAUAUCGAAAAAUCAAGAAGACCAACACCAACUACAGCCAGGAGAAGCACCGCUGCGAGUACCUGCACAGCAAGCUGGCCCACAUCAAGAGGCUCAUCGCUGAGUACGACCAGCGGCAGCUGCAGGCCUGGCCUUAGCUCAAGGCCACAGGGCAGGAGGCCCCAUCCAGCCAGCCAGGCCAGCUCACCUCACCGGGCUGACCGUUGUUCUGGAUGGUGGGGGAGCUGGGGGCGAGGGGGACUGAAGAUGAGGAAACAAGAGAUUUAUUUGAAAAAAUAAACGUGAGGAAGACGCAUUCAUCUGAGCCAGGAACGCCGGCUUUCAGGGGAGUCCCUGCAGCCCUGGCGCCCACAGGUCACACAGACCCAGGUGGGGUGUCCACCUCCCCCAGGGCCCCACACACCUCCUGAGCAGCCUCCCCACCCAGAUGGGCUCCCCAAGAAGCCCACCUCCUCGCCAGCACCCCCCCCCCCCGCCCCCCAGGGGCUUCAGCUUCCUGUCAGUGAAAGACUCCAAGGCCGGCCUGCCUGCCUGCCUUUUCUAGUUUUAUACAAAGACAGCCACUUUUAGCUACUGCUUAUGAGACUUGAGUCUAUUUUUAUACGAAAGAGAAAGCAUCUUUUUUCUAAACCUGUGCCUCCCCUCCUUGGACGCCCAGGGUCUACGCGCUGCCCUGUGUCCUUUCUACAGUAUUACAGAUGCUCGGGAAGUUCGGCGUUGUUUCUGCGAGCUCCAGGGGCUCCCAGGAGAGAACCCAUGGUGGGCGGGCAGGGGUGCCUCUCCCACGCUGGUCUCCCUCACACACAGCCUCUCCCUGGCUCUAAGAGGGCGGGCAGGGCAAUGCGACCCCCGCAGCUCUAUUUGGAAAACUCCAGCUGGUCCAGGAGCAGCUGCUGGGAGCCACCAGGCCCGCCCUGCUAUUCCAGGCCCUCAGCUGUCAGGGGUCACUGGGAGUUUCUGUGCUUGUAGCCCGCGCUCUGCGGCAGCAGUGUCGGAUUUUAUUUUACUGUCUUCUCAAUUCUCCCCUUUGCUGCUGCUCUUCAUUUCGCACUGUUGAGACCAAGUGGUCUCCAUGCUGUUGACCUCGCCCCGCCCCUCAGCCCACUUGUGGGUCCUGGGGUCGUCUUUGCAGAGCCGCCACGGGGUUUGCACUCAGGGAGGGGCUGGGGCGUCGAUAGAGCCGGGGGCGGGG
Molecule: messenger RNA, 3535 nt
Organism: Delphinapterus leucas (beluga whale)
Lineage: Eukaryota; Metazoa; Chordata; Mammalia; Artiodactyla; Monodontidae
Source: RefSeq, a predicted model, not a curated record